GGGGGUAAUAAAUAAAAUGACUACAGAACAGUAGCAUGUUCAUCAGCGCGAACAAUCAAACACCAAAUCAAACAGACCAUGACUCACUUUAUUGAACUUGUCGCGACGGUCGUUGUUACCGGCUGCUGUGUUGUCUUCUUGGCCGCCGGGAGGCAUGAGACCAACGGCACCGAAGAAGCCGAGGAAUUUCCCCUGCUUACGAGCCUGUUAAGACUGAUGGAGGAGCUUGUAGUGGUAGAGGCUGUUCUGGACGAUGACAACGACCCUGCCAGCAGCUUCCGCCUGUCUCGAGACGAAAAGGCUACGUAUAUAGCCAGGGUGGAGUGUCUUUCGCCAUUGCGGAAGAAGUGGAGGGAAGCAAUGGAGAAAUGGAAUUUCUCUUAG
This is a messenger RNA of [Torrubiella] hemipterigena, 384 nucleotides long. The record is from the annotation of a GenBank genome assembly. Lineage: Eukaryota; Fungi; Ascomycota; Sordariomycetes; Hypocreales; Clavicipitaceae.